CGUUGCGAGCCGCGGUCACACUGGUGCGCAUUGUUGUUCCGUCGCGUGUGAAAACUGCUGAGUGUAAAAAAAACUGUGCAAAUUGAGAGAAAACUCCUGCAAUUAGUUUAAAGCACAAAACUUUGUCCAACGAAGCACGUAGAAAGGAAAUCGGCAAGGAAAAACUGUGAAAAGUGAAGUGAAAGAGACAAACAGUGAUUAUGAAAUAACGGUGUAAAUGAGAAAAAGACAAUUAGCGUCCUAAAUUUAAAUAUAAUUUAAAGACUAUUUCCAUGGUAUAGUUGUCGGACCGAUUAAGAGCAAAAAUUUCGAGAUCAAUAUUAAAUUAUUGGUUGUGUUGGCAUGUUUAGUGUGUUCGAUGCCGGUGCGGUUAAGUGUCGUCUAUGGCCGAAUCCGUUAAAAGUCAAUCGCUCUCUGCAUUGACGGAGGGGCAGCACGACGACGGUGGUUCAACAGCAACAGCAGCGACAUUGGUUAAUUAUACCGGUGCGGCCCAUAUCACAUUUUCAUCCAAUCACUCGUCCCAGCGGCGACGCAAUAACAACGCAAGCAAAAACAAGAAACGCAACACGCCGGCAACAUCAUCAGGUCCUGCCGUCAGCUCCUCCGUCGACAUAGUACCCACCACCUCGACUGCAACUACCACCACCUCCUCCCGUCGCUCCCGCAGUCAAGGCCGUCACUCCUCCGCAGCAGUCCACAGUAGCAAGGAGUCGCAAAUCUCCAAUCGCGCGGCUGCAGCAUUUCGUUCCCCGUCAUCGCCAGCAUCCAAAUCCAUCCCGAUCCCAAGUGAUCAAUCGCUUUCGCCCGGCACUCGUAAGCGUCAGCAUCAUCAGCACAACAGCGGCGGCAGCAAUACCGCCAGCAGCAGCAGCAGCAAUACCGCCAGCAGCAGUAGCAACCACACUCGCAGUAGCCUCCAAUCGGCGCCCGGUGGAGAUCAGUUGGUGGAGCUUUGUUCUCCGCUCAAGAAACGCCGCCUGCAGCAGACCUUGGGAUCAGCAGUCGCGGAAGGAGCAGCGGGAAUUGGCUUAGCUGUAAUAAGCGUCGACCAGACGCCUCUCCAGCCAUCCGGAGAUUGUGUAGCUCAGCGCACGCGAUCCAAGACCAUUUCCCCAGAGGAGCUGCCUAGCACAAGCAGCGCUGCGGCUGCGGCGCGCCAUAAUCAUCACCACCAGUUCCGGGCCAGUGCCAGCUCCAGCAGCUUUCCGGCCAGCUGUCGGAACAAGCGCAAAGCUAGUGGUGGAGGAUCGGGAGCUGUGGUCGAGACCACUCCCCAACGAGGGGCAACAAUAGCUCGUGCCGGACGCAGCGGCAAUCUGCUGAACUACUACCGCAAAACGCGGAAGGUUAGCCACACGCGCUCCUCUCAGAAGCCGGAAAAAUACGUGGUACAGGCAGAGGACACUGCCACCACCAGCCGAAACGGAUCAGCAGGAUCCGGAUCCAGCAACAAGUCGGGUGUUAUCACCAAAUCCAGGAAAAGCUUGCGCCACUCGCAACAGAAUCUACUGGACACAGAGAGCCCAGGAACGGAAAGACUUGGUGCCGAAGCUGGAGCUGAGAAGCAACAGUCGGUGCACGGGAAUCUGGACGUGGAGGACCACCUGCCGACCCUCGAGGCGGCUCUGAACCACGCAGAGGCAUCAGUUAACCACACUCAGGGUCAGUUGGAGGCGGAGGGCCAGCCAGAGGUGCAGGACGACAACGACGAAGACGAGGAGGACGACGAGGAAGAGGAAGAAGAGGAGGAGGAGGAAGUGGGCUUCUACGAGAUUGUAAACUCAGCUGACUCGUCGUACGAGGAAGACGCCCAGAUCGUUGCCGAGGAGGACGAGCUCACAACGGAAGAGGACGUCGACGACGAGGAAGACGACGACAUCGAGGAGGACGAAGACAUCGAGGAGGAGGACCUCUCUGAGAGCGAAUUCGCCCAACAACUGAUUGGUGAACUUGGUGGAGAACAACAACAACAACCACAACGUGCCAGCAGCACCAUUAAAACAACCAAGAACAACACACCAGGGGUAGCAGCAGCAAACACUAUAAAGGCGACAACAACAGCAACAACGUCGUCCGGCUAUCAGCAACGUGCCGCCCCCCAUGGACAGGGGGCGGGGCCAGGCGCAGGAGGGGGCGGGCCACGUGCCACGCGCAGCACCAAUAGCAACACCAGCAACAACGUUGUUGACUACAGCAUUAUGCCGCACCUCACGACGGCUACAACAACAACGUCAUAUGCCUUGACACCGCAGCAGCAACAACAACAACAACAACCGUCACAACCUCCGUCGCAACAGCAACAACAAACACACCAACAACAACAACCACAACAACAUCCACCUCAAUUGGUGCCCACAACACAUCAGUUUGCACACUUGUCUUCCUUUGUGACACCAACAGCAGCGGCAGCAGCAGCAGCGGCCCACUAUCCACCAGCUUCUGCUGCUGCCGCUUACUUUGCACAGCAGCAACACCAUCAGCAUCAGCAACACGUGCAACAGCAGCAGCCACCGCAGCCGCACUAUUACCAUAGUUCUGUGGCCGUGUUGCAUCAACCUCCACCGCACCAUUUUACCUCCACAGGAGCAGGACCACCGCCGGCACUCUACCAACAACAGCCGCCGCCGCCUCAGCUAACACGCUACACGCCGGCGACAGCGACAACAGCGGCCACGUUUGUGCCCCCGCAGCAGCAACAGGUUGCCUACAAUCCACAACAGCAGCAACACUCCUCACUGCGACGCAGUUCACGUGGCAAGACGGGUUCUUGUGUGAGUUCGGCAGCAGCAGCACAGCAGCAGCAACACCACCAGCAGCAACAGCAACAUAGCAACGCUGCUGCUGCUGUACAACAGCAAUUGCUGCCACCGCCUGGUACCUAUCAAUACCAACAGGUGGGCGGUAAUACAGUUGUAGUUGCCGUGCGUCAUCAGCAACAGUUGCAACAGCAGCAGCAGCAGCAACAACAACAACAACAGCAACAUCAACAUCAACAAUUGGCUUUACAUCAGCAGCAACAACAGCAACAUCAGCAGCGUGCCACGCUCGUGCAGCCGGGAUUCUUAUUCAGCUAUCGCAGCAAUCAUCCUCAGCAGCAACAACAGCAACCGACACAACAAAUACAUCAGGGGCCCAAAGUGACACAUAGCAGUGCAGCUUCGGAUGCUUUAACAUAUAGUUUGAUGGCACAGCAACCGCCAAGUGGACCGCCGCAUGCAGGUGGACAGCAAAUAACGCCAGGUGCCAACUCAGCCAAUCUCAGCAUUGUAGCGGCCGCUCUUAGUGCCGCCCGUGACGUUGGAGGAGGAGCCGGCGGAGGAGGAGGAUCAGCAGGAGGCGGAGGAGCACCAGCCACUGGAGCAUCAGCUGCAUCCGGAGGAACCACCAGCGCCGUGGGCGUGACGAGCAGCAGCAACAGCAGUGCCGGCCAACCAGCCAGCAACAACAGCAGCAACAAUGUGACUGCAGCGGGAUCAGGGUCAGCUCCAGGCGGAGGACCCACAGCCACCGGAACGAGUAGCGGUGGUCAGCAUGGCAGCGGGUCAGGAGGAGCUGCUGCCGCCGAUUCCGAGAGUGAUGAUAGCGAGGUGGGUCGUCUACAGGCUUUGCUCGAGGCUCGCGGACUUCCGCCCCACUUAUUCGGAGCUCUUGGCCCGAGGAUGACCCACAUCCUCCAUCGCACCAUUGGAAACAGCAGCAGUUCCAAGGCCAAUCAACUCCUGCAAGGACUGCAAUCUCACGAUGAAUCCCAGCAGCUGCAGGCUGCCAUUGAAAUGUGUCAGAUGCUGGUGAUGGGCAACGAGGAUACCCUCGCUGGCUUUCCCAUUAAGCAGGUGGUCCCUGCUCUAAUCCAACUCCUUCGAAUGGAGCACAACUUUGACAUCAUGAACAAUGCUUGUAGGGCAUUGGCCUACAUGCUGGAAGCUCUGCCCCGAUCCUCGGGCACCGUGGUAGAGGCGGUUCCAGUCUUUUUGGAGAAACUACAGGUUAUCCAGUGCAUGGAUGUGGCGGAACAAAGCUUAACCGCCUUGGAGAUUCUCUCCAGGCGACACAACAAGGCCAUCCUGCAGGCAAAUGGUAUUUCGGCCUGCCUCACCUAUUUGGAUUUCUUUUCGAUUGUGGCUCAGAGGGCAGCACUAGCAAUUGCAGCUAAUUGCUGCUUAAACAUGCACCCUGAGGAAUUCCACUUCGUUGCGGAGAGCUUGCCCUUAUUAGCUCGCCUGCUCUCGCAGCAGGACAAGAAGUGUGUGGAGAGCGUGUGCUCCGCUUUCUGUCGCCUGGUGGAGAGUUUCCAGCACGAUAGUCAGCGCCUACAGCAGAUCGCUAGUCCGGAUCUGUUAAAGAACUGCCAGCAACUACUGCUGGUCACACCGGCCAUCCUGAAUACAGGAACCUUCACAGCCGUGGUCCGGAUGUUGAGUCUAAUGUGUGGCAGCUGUCCAGACUUGGCCAUCUCCCUGCUUAGGAACGACAUAGCAGCCACCCUGCUUUAUUUGCUCACCGGAAAUGCAGAGCCGGCUGCUGCCAGUGCCACUCAUGUGGAACUGAUCUCACGCUCACCUUCAGAGCUGUACGAACUCACAUGCCUAAUUGGCGAGCUGAUGCCGCGCCUACCUUUGGAUGGGAUUUUCGCUGUGGACUCGCUGCUGGACCGGCCCACGCUUAACACCCAGGAUCAGGUGCACUGGCAGUGGCGUGAUGAUCGCGGAUCCUGGCACAACUAUUCCACGAUUGAUUCCCGGCUUAUUGAGGCCGCCAACCAGAGCAGCGAGGAUGAGAUCAGCCUUAGCACAUUUGGACGCACCUACACUGUGGACUUUCAUGCCAUGCAGCAGAUUAACGAGGACACGGGCACCACACGUCCUGUUCAGCGUCGCCUCAACCACAACUAUGUGGCCCCCAUGACUGCCGGACAGGACUUGACCACCACUGCUGCAGGUUCAGCAGCUUCGGGAGGAGCGUCAACGUCCGCUGCAGCAGCGGCUGCCGCCUCCAACAAUAUAAACAAUAAUAAUCCACCACCGAAUAGUGGCACCCAAGUCAAGCGCCGACCAUCACUAGACGCUAGAAUCGCAUGCCUUAAGGAGGAGCGUGGUCUCGCUGCGGACUUCAUUAAACACAUCUUUAACGUCCUGUAUGAGGUAUACAGCUCGUCGGCCGGACCGAAUGUGCGCUACAAGUGCCUGCGCGCCCUUCUUCGGAUGGUAUACUAUGCCACGCCGGAGUUGCUGCGUCAGGUGCUUAAGUAUCAGCUGGUCUCCAGUCACAUUGCCGGCAUGCUGGGCAGCAACGAUCUGCGCAUUGUGGUUGGAGCCCUCCAAAUGGCUGAGAUCCUAAUGCGCCAGCUGCCUGAUGUAUUUGGCACCCACUUUCGUCGUGAGGGAGUUAUCUACCAGUUCACUCAGCUGACGGAUCCGAAUAAUCCCAUAUGCGCGAAUCCUUCGCCGAAGCCACUUAGCACAACAGCCACGCCAACCGCCAAUGCAGGCGGAUCACAAUCGGCUCCGGCCUCCGCCAACAGCCUGCAGGUUAAUCCCUUCUUCAUGGACAGCGCUCCGGGAUCGUCAAGCGCUUCCACGACUCCCAGCAGCAGCAAGCAUCAAUCAUAUAGCGUGAAGAGCUUUUCGCAUGCUAUGAACGCCCUGACGGCCAGCGCCAAAGGAACUCCAGCCGGAGCGCUGGACGCCACUGCUACCUCGGCUUCAGCUGGUGGUUACAACUACAGCAGCUCGGCUCCUUCUUCAUCCUCGACGGCUGGAGCGCCCGCUGCUUUCUUUGUGGCCCAACAGGGAGAUCCACGCCAGUAUGUGCACUUCCAGCAGCCGGCAGUUCCACCACCACCACCCCAGUUGGAGCUUCUUCCAACUGGUGUCCAGCAACAAGGGCAGCAGGUGCCUCAGGUGAUCUACCAGCCGCAGCAACAACAGCCCGCACACUUGGUGGUGGCCUCCACCAGUAGUGCAGCUGCCUCCGCAUCUUCUUCUUCAUCCUCCUCGUCCUCGGCCUCGGCGCUGCAGCACAAGAUGACGGACAUGCUAAAGCGAAAAGCACCUCCCAAACGCAAGUCGCAGAGCAGUGGUCGGGCUAAGUCCAGGCAAGAGGAUGCGGCAGUCGCAGCAGCCGGAUCUGGAGUUGGAGGAGCGCCCCCUGCUUCGGCCAGUUCCGCUAUGCACGAACUUCUCAGCCGUGCCACAAGUCUUGGCAGCGGCACUGGAGGCAGGAGUACGCCCAAUUCAGGCAGUGGUUCUGGAAGCUCCAAGUCUCGCUUUAACGCCGGAAACUCGACCAACGCCGGAUCAAGCAAAUCCUCGUUCUUGGCUUCGCUCAAUCCAGCACGCUGGGGCCGCCAGACUCAUCAUCAUCACCACCAUCAGCAGUCGCAGCAGCAGCACCACGGCCUUUCCAAAGAUGCCGGAAACGCAAACUCAAGUGGGUCCGGCUCCGGAGCUGGGUUGGCUUAUACGGUGAACCAACAUGGCGCCGGUAGUGGAGCUGGAGGACUGAACGCUGCAGCCGUUGCGGCAAGUAUCAGUAAGAGUAUCUCCCACGCCAAUCUCCUAGCGGCGGCCAACAGGGAAAGAGCUCGUCAGUGGGUACGAGAACAGGCUAUAGACUUUGUGAAGCGCUACACUGAACAGGAGGCCCGAAGGAGUAAGGCUGCCUCAGAAAGUGGAGCCACCCAGACCGGAAGUAGCGGAGUGGGAUUAUCAUCGACGGGCAGUACUCCCCUGUCCACUGCGGGCAGCACCAACGUCUUGGAGCGGUUGUCCAGCAUUCUGUUUAAGCUCAAUGGCAGCUACCACGACUGUCUGGAUGCUCUUCUCGAGCUGAAGACCAUCCUUUUGGAGAGUGACAUCUCCCCAUUCGAGGUGAAUCAUUCGGGCCUGAUCAAGGCCAUGCUCAACUACAUGACCAGCGAGUCGGGCCUAGUGGAGCGCGAUGCCCGCCUCCGCAGCUUCAUGCACGUAUUUGCCGGACUGCCCUUGGAGCCCCUGCUCCAGAACGUCGGCCAGAUGCCGACCAUCGAGCCACUUGCAUUCGGCGCCUUUGUGGCCAAGUUAAACGGCUGCGUCACGCAACUAGAACAGUUUCCAGUUAAGGUCCACGACUUUCCCGCCGGUCCUGGGGGCAGGUCCAAUCAGAGUGCGCUGCGGUUCUUCAACACCCAUCAACUGAAGUGCAACCUGCAACGUCACCCGCAGUGCAGCAAUCUGCGUCAGUGGAAGGGCGGCACUGUAAAGAUCGACCCUCUGGCCAUGGUCCAGGCCAUCGAGCGGUAUCUGGUUGUGCGCGGCUACGGAGGCAUCCGGGCGGACUCUGACGACGACAGUGAAGAAGAUAUGGACGACAACGUGGCGGCUGUGGUUAUGACCCAGGCGGGUUUCAAGCACAAGCUGCAGUUCACGAUCGGGGAUCACGUGUUGCCCUACAAUAUGACCGUCUACCAGGCGGUCAAGCAGUUCUCUCCGCUGGUCAGUGAGCAGCCUGAGACGGACAACGAAUCGGAGACGCUUUUAGGAAACGCUAGCAUAUGGGUGCAGCAGCACACCAUUUACUACCGCCCCGUGGAGGAGGAAGUUGCUUCGGGAGCAACUGCGGGAGCAGCCUCCAGCAGUAGCUCGUGCAGCAGUGGCGUACAAAAGCAGCAGAGCACGUCCAGUACCGCCUCCAGUUAUGCGAACGCCUCAUCAUCGUGCUCUUCGUCCUCUGGAGUGGCCAGUGGUGGAGGGUCCUCCUCGAAGAAGGCGCACAAAUCCAGCAGCAAGUUCAUGCGCAAGAAGACGGAGCUAUGGCACGAGGGAAUUGCUCCUGGAGUGAUGUCGGCUCUGAAGCCAUUCCUCAGCAGCUUGCUUCCAGCUGAUGUGGUGACCGUGCAGGAUUCCUCGCUAGAUGCCUUGUGUAUGCUGCGAGUGAUCCACGCUCUCAAUCGUCACUGGGAGCAUCUGUACGGAUGUGUUGUGCGUCAGAACAUCAUUCCCCAGGCGGAGUUCGUGCAUCCGAAGAUCACGGCCAAGGCCAACCGACAGCUGCAAGAUCCGCUCGUCAUCAUGACAGGAAACCUACCGCAGUGGCUGCCACAGAUAGGCAUGGCCUGUCCGUUCCUUUUCCCCUUCGAAACGCGACACCUGCUUUUCUACGCCACUAGCUUUGAUCGGGACCGCGCUCUUCAGCGUCUGCUGGACACCACGCCCGAUCUGAAUGCUGCAGAGUCUUCAGAACGCGUGGCUCCUCGGCUUGAUCGCCGCAAGCGUGCGAUUUCGCGGACGGAGAUCCUUAAACAGGCCGAGCACAUCCUGCAGGACUUUGGGCACUCCAAGGCCUUGCUGGAGAUUCAGUAUGAGAACGAGGUUGGUACGGGCUUGGGACCUACCCUGGAGUUCUACGCAUUGGUCUCUGCGGAACUGCAGCGCACCGAUCUGGGUCUCUGGAAUGGAAGCGAUAGUUACAAACAGAACUCGGUGACCAUUGUGGACGUGGUGAAGGCCAGCAGUACUGUGUUGCACAUUGAGGAUGCCCUCGAGGCAACUACCAUGGACCAAAGUCCUCCGGUAACGGGAGGAGCGUCGCUGGUGAGCAGCACCACCACCACGACGACAGCAACAGCGCAGCAGCUGCAUCAUCCACCCAACCGCUCCAGCAGUCGCUCGCAUGGUUUUCGCAGUGGAGCUGGACAGCAGCAGCUAGCACAGCCGGUGGAGCACAGCUCCUCUAGCGCCGGCGCCAAUGAGAACGCUUUAAAUAUGAUUAUCGCACAGCAAUUCAGUGAUAUAAACUCUGCUGAUCCGGCAGUUUCUGAUAAUCCCAGUAGCACCACUACCACAACCAGUGUGGUGGAGCAGAACACUACUACGAAUCAAAACAACACCACCAUGACUACAACCACAACCAUGAUGAGUUAUGUGCAUGCGGUGCAUGGCCUGUUCCCUCUGCCUCUGGGUAAAUCCUCCAAGCUUCCGCAGAUGACCAAAGCCAAGGCCAAGUUCAAGUUCUUGGGCAAGUUCAUGGCCAAGGCGGUGAUGGACAGUCGCAUGUUGGACUUGCCCUUUUCGUUGCCAUUCUAUCGCUGGCUGGUCAGCGAAGAGCAUUCGAUUGGCCUGGCAGAUCUGAUGCGUGUAGCCCCUGAGGUGCAAAAUACUUUGGUGCGUCUGCAGGAUCUGGUGCGCCAGCGUGAAUACAUUCUGUCUGAUCCAAACAUCGAUGCUAUGGAGAAGACAGAGAAGAUAGAACAGUUGGACCUGGAUGGUUGCCCCAUCGCAGACCUGGGCCUGGACUUUGUCCUGCCCGGACAUGCCAACAUUGAGUUGUGUCGUGGGGGUCGCGAUACUCCAGUAACUGUGCACAACCUGCAUCAGUACAUCUCUCUGGUCACCUACUGGUUCCUCAUCGAGGGCGUUCAGAAGCAAUUUGAGGCACUACGUGAGGGUUUCGACUCCGUCUUUCCGAUCCAGCGGCUGCGUAUGUUCUAUCCAGAGGAGUUGGAGUGCGUAUUUUGCGGAUCGGCCAGCGAGCAGCAGCAGCCGCGGUGGGAAGCCAAGAUGCUGCAAGACAGCUGCCGCACGGACCACGGAUUCCAUCAGGAGUCGCAGGCCAUCCAAUAUCUGUACGAGAUACUGGCCUCGUAUAAUCGCGACGAGCAGCGCGCUUUCUUGCAAUUCGUGACGGGAUCUCCGCGCCUGCCGACAGGCGGAUUUAAGGCCUUGACGCCGCCAUUGACUAUUGUGCGCAAGACGCUGGAUGGAAACCAAAACCCCAAUGAUUAUCUACCAUCUGUGAUGACCUGUGUCAACUAUCUAAAGUUGCCCGACUACUCAAGUCGCGACGUGAUGCGGCAGAAACUGAAAGUGGCCGCCAACGAGGGCAGUAUGUCCUUCCACCUCUCGUAAGCAGGCGACGGAACAAAAUACAAUCCCUCUUCCCAUAAAAACCAGACCUGCAACAACACAAACGGGAACUAAAGAAUACAUUGUGGGUUAUAUUCAGUCGGCUAUAUUCCAAGCGCUACGAAAUCGCUGCAGCAUGGUUUAACUGGAUGGAUCUUGUUUGUUUUUUUUCUUACGAAAGUUACUUUCGCCGCGUGCACUUCUCCCCUCCCUUUAACUUUUCCCUCUUGGCAAGCGCACGCCCUGCUAAAUUUCAAUAUAAAUAUAUAAUUAAAAUAUAUUUUUUAUUACCGAGUUUUGCAAAAAAGAAAAAAACGACAGAAAAGAAAAUAAAAGGACAAGAAUGCCGACGGGGAUGAAGUCAACAUGGAAACUAAUGAUUGAUACACCCUCUCCCAUAAAAUGUUACCUUAAAUAAAUUGAAUAGUAAAAAUCGAUUAUUCAAUAACCGAUAAUUUUGUUCACCCAGAAACGCACAGAGCUGUAAAAUGUCGAUCGAAGCUUUGCGUUUUAGUUAAAUUUGUUUUAGUUUGCUUUUUCUCCCAUUCUUAUUACUCUCAUUCUAAUUGUAAUAUUUACUGUAAUCAAGGAAUUAUUUUAUUAAGUUUUUUUUAUUUGUUAUGUUGAACAUUUUUCUCUGGCGUUUAAAUAUGAGUUUAAUUAAUUUGUAAGCAUCAAAUGUGCAUAAACGCUUAUUAGAAACAAAAAUGAAUGAAAGUAGAAUGAAGAGGAGUAACUGGAGCAUUGGAGGUUAACGAGUAGUUCCUUAAUGGAAGAGGAUGAAUUCAUCAUUAUUUACAUAUAGCUACCCAAAAUAAAUGAUCUAAAACAAAAAUGCCCACCCUUGAAAGUAACAUUUAAAGAAUUAAUAAUAAUUAAACAUAAAUAUACCAUAAUGAUCUAUAUUUCAUGCCCACAAAAAAAAAUUAAUGCAAAUUAUGCAAGCUGUGUUACAACAAGAAAAAUAAGAAAACAAAAGCCAUGAUUAGGUGGAUUUACGUUUUAUUUGAAAAAAAAAUGAAUUAGGGGAAAGCGGAUAAAAUGAAAUUAGUGUUUAGUGCAUCCCUUACAAAAACUAUGCAUACAUAUAUAUAAAUAUAUUAUAUUUAAACUGUAACAAUACAUAACUUUAUUGUACUUGAAGCAUAUACAAAAAUUUUUGUGUUUGUCUAACUGAAAAGGAGCAGAAUGCUAUAAAUAAAUCAAAUAAAAAUGGAUUAACAUUAAAACCGAAAAGCGAAAUCGAUCUUACAUUAAAACUAGAUACAAAUCUUUGCAGUACUGAAAACUGAUUACUGACAUGUGGUAUAUAUACAUAUAACUAUAAAAUCAUUUAUAUAAUAUAAUUAUACUUAACUGGAAACAAUGGCAUCUCUUGAGAUGCUGGUCAACAUAAAAAUGAUAGAAUUAAAUUUUUAAAUAACAGUAAUAUUACAUACUAUCUAUGUAGUUACAUCAAAAACAUUUGCUCUAUGAUAACGACAAGAAAGUAAAAUAAACCAACCAAGAAGCAAGCAAAUAAAACAAAAAGAUUAUAUGACAAAUUAA
Messenger RNA from Drosophila rhopaloa, 11432 nucleotides. RefSeq names its product E3 ubiquitin-protein ligase TRIP12 (gene ctrip). Gene Ontology annotation, molecular function: ubiquitin protein ligase activity; zinc ion binding. Gene Ontology annotation, cellular component: nuclear speck. The record is from RefSeq and is a predicted model, not a curated record. Bases 384 to 9887 code for a protein of 3167 amino acids. Gene Ontology annotation, biological process: regulation of double-strand break repair; DNA damage response; protein polyubiquitination. The transcript is spliced from 12 exons. Lineage: Eukaryota; Metazoa; Arthropoda; Insecta; Diptera; Drosophilidae.